Messenger RNA from Callorhinchus milii (elephant shark), 1829 nucleotides. RefSeq names its product integrator complex subunit 12-like. Gene Ontology annotation, cellular component: integrator complex. Gene Ontology annotation, biological process: snRNA 3'-end processing. The coding region runs from base 73 to 1437 and encodes 454 amino acids. The record is from RefSeq and is a predicted model, not a curated record. The transcript has 7 exons. Lineage: Eukaryota; Metazoa; Chordata; Chondrichthyes; Chimaeriformes; Callorhinchidae.
GGGGGGACCGCGGAAACAGCGGGACCGGAAAUCACCGAAUGAUGCUUCCGACCGGAGAGAAAGUAGUGGACAAUGGCUGUUCCAAACUUGGAGCUGGAUCCAAUAUUCUUGAAAGCUCUGGGCUAUCUGCAUUCAAAGACUAAAGAUUCAGCAGAGAAGCUGAAAGGUUUGCUGGAUGAAACCCUGGCCAGAGGUGGUGACUCCAGCUUUCGGCAACUACAAAAGGAAACUGAUACACCCAAGAUAACUACUGGUUCCAAAUCCAGUUCUAGUAAGCAGGAGUCCAAGGUGUCGUCCAGUCUAUCGUUGGGCAGCAAUGGGAAAUCCAGUUCUGUUGAGAAAGUCAAGAAGGAGACGGAGAAGAGACCAGCUGAAAAGGUUAAACUGGAACCUCCUGAAGGAAUCGACAUCCAGAAAAAACCCAGAUUGGAAAAGUCAGAGAAUCGCUCAUCUCCCAUCACAGUUCAGUCCAGCAAGGAUUUGGUCCAGCCAGACCUGCCAGGCUUCGAAAGUGCUGAAGACUUUGCCAUGGAAAUGGGGUUGGCAUGCGUGGUUUGUCGGCAGAUGACGGUUACAUCAGGUAAUCAGCUGGUCGAAUGUCAAGAAUGCCACAACCUAUACCACCAAGACUGUCACAAGCCCCAAGUCACAGAUAAGGAUGUGAACGACCCUCGGCUGGUUUGGUACUGUGCCCGCUGUACCAGGCAGAUGAAGAAAAUGGCACAGAAGACACAAAAGACAACUCCAAAAGUUUCUACCUCAGUUGUUAGCACAGUCCCGUCAGUCAAGGAUCCCCUGGUGAAAAAACCUGAAAUGAAACUUAAACAGGAAAUGACUUCGUUUCAGGCCUUCAAGAGAACGGAAGUGAAGACUACCUCGGCAGUUUCUGGGAACUCUUCCAAUUCCAACUCAUCCUCUUCAUCCGCCAGUGGUCUCACAGGAUGGGCUGCCUUUGGAGCCAAAACAUCUGCUGCAGCCCCCUCCACGGCGAAAUUGGGAGCUUCUGUUCAAAGUGCCAGCGGGAAGCCUAGUUUGACCACUUCAAACUCAAAACCAAUGGGUCUAUCUGGGCUCACAACGUCUAAAGUAGGGCUAAGUUCCAAAGUGACUGCAAGUGGCAACUCCAGUCCAGGACCCAUCAAACCACCCCCUCCUUUAACACUGGGAAAACCAGGUCUCAACCGAUCCACCAGCAAUGACAAUGUGAGUAAAGUGGGUUUAACAGCAACAAGCAGCAGUGCUGGCCAGGCUAGUGGUGGAAAUGGAGGCACCAGUGUUGCCAUCAGCAGCACUGGGAACAAUGGGGCAAAAGUCACCUCCGAAGGAGGCAACUCUUCUCUACCUAAAGUUCCAACAUCGCAAGAGUCGCAGCUCAAUGCCAUGAAGCGACUUCAGAUGGUCAAAAAGAAAGCAGCACAGAAGAAACUGAAGAAAUAAUAGUGAGCUAUCAGAGAAUGUAUGCAGGGUUCGUACAAAAUGUAACCAUGAUCUGUUGAUCUGCAUGGAUCGCUGCCAAUAAGACAGUCAAACCUUUGCCUUUAAAAUAGUUUUCAUCAUCUUUUGGACAUGAUCUGUUUUUCAUGGGUGAAGAAUGGGACAGGAACAUUCUUGAGCUCUCAAAAAACUUUCAUCUAUUUUUGAGGGCGUUCGCUAAAGUUCUGUGAAUUGUUCAGCACAGAAGUGAGUGGUAUUAACCGAGUAGAGUUUUGGGAUGUUGAAAAAUGGUACUGUCACACACAGGAGAACUUACACAGUGUUUAAACAAAGCAUUUUUAUAAAUCAACUUUUUAAAUUAAAUCAUUCCUACCAGCCACAUUUUUAAUGAAAAA